UCACCUGCGAUCUUUUCGCUUCACUUUUUUCCCCAUUAAUCUAACCCACUCCUCUUCUAAUCAAUUAUCUGCUUCAAUCUAUUCAAUCUUCAGUUCCUCUCAUUGAGAUUCAAUGGAGUUCUCCCUUCAUCUUCCUCCCCAACUUUCUUUGGUGUGGCGGUCAGGUUUGAUCGGCGGCGGAGCUGGAGGAGAAUCGUAUCCAGAGAGACCAGAUGAGCCUGAUUGUGUUUAUUACUUGCGAACCGGAGCUUGCGGGUUAUUGGAGGUGUUAGAGGAGGAGGAGAUGGAGCUUCACCGGAGAGGAUGGGACAACCGGUUUGUCAGCAUUUUAUGAGAACGGGAACGUGUAAGUUCGGUGCAUCUUGCAAGUAUCAUCAUCGUAGGCAAGGAGGUGGGUCUGUUGCGCCUGUCUCGCUAAGUUAUUUGGGAUAUCCAUUACGCCCGGGGGAGAAAGAGUGCGAUUACUACAUGAGGACCGGUCAGUGUAAAUUUGGUUUGACCUGGAAAUUCAACCAUCCAGUGCCUCUCUCUGCACAAGCACCACCACCUCAGCAGCAGCCCCAGCCUCAACCGCAGCUACACACUAUUUAUCAAACACUUCAGUCUCAACCCUCUCCACUAAAUGGUUUAGUUUUGGCAAGGCCUUCUCUUUUACCCGGUUCUUAUCUUCCAAGUCAUUACGGUCCUCCUAUGGUUCUGCCUCCGGGGAUGGUUACAUACCCUGGCUGGAAUCCUUACCAGGUUUCUUUAACUGCAAUGCCUUUGCCUGAAACACAACCAUCUAUUAGACCAAGCUCUGUUUAUGGAAUGGCGCCGUUAUCUCCUUCAGGGACUGAUUAUACAGGAACAUACCAAUCUGGUGGACCUUCCUUUACUACCUCAAAAGAAGAGUCGUUUCUUCAGCGACCUGAUCAACCUAAGUGUCAAUACUUGAUCUCAUCAUCAUUGUAUUCUUUCAUAACUCGGACUCAUAUACGCUUUUCAUCUUUUAAAAUUCUCAUUGACUCUUGCAGUCUCAACGCACAGUCAAUGACAGAGAGACGAAGAAAAAGUUACUUGCAAAUGCAGUAUAGGAAGCCGAGCAUAGGAAGUUGCUGAAGUUGGACAAAAUGACCAAAAGAGGUGCAGCAGUGGGUCACAAAUAAGUACAAGCAGAAGGAUGAGAAAAUAAAGGCAGUAAGGACGCAGUCAAAGAACCAUCAGAAAAAUAAGAAGAGAAGAAGGGCAAACAAAACGGCCACUAUGGUUGAGAAACACAACGUGUAAGAGAAUGUUAGGCUAGAAGAGUUCUGAUCUGAUAAAAAGAUGACGCAAAGGAUGGUACUAGAAAGUGAUAUGGGAGUAUUCAUGAUCACAAUACAGAAGGUAAAUUCUUUGUUAGUUUGGAAGUUGUGGGGUUAUAACAAUAGUUUACUGCAAUCUGCUACAUGUCAUGGCCACUGCAGGAUUGGUUUCAUCUCCUUCCAAGUAUUUUUCAUCGUUUUUUCUAAAUAGUUUCCAUAUCAUUUGUAUGUCUUCAAUCCUGUUAAAUUAUUUUUCAUAUUCAAUCGUGAUUCAAAUCAUGGCCUGAUUUUUGAGAAAUUAAUUUUAAACUAUGUAGCCUGCGAUGGAGACUGUCUUUGAAAACCUUCUACUUCAGAUAUUGUUAGCGAAGAAGAUACCAUCUAUUUGAAAAUAUUAUACGUGUGUGAAUGAUUAUCAAAAUAAGCCUUCCCUCGACUUAUCUCUUAAAUAUAAAGAUCCUUUGUGUAUUGUAGAUGAACAUUUAGAUGAUGAUUGCAUUUGUUGAAUUAAGCUUGCAGAGGGAUUGAACGUUGAUGGAGUAUUGGAGAGCUGGGGAAUGAUUAAGCUGGAAGCUUGGGAUGAAGAAGUUAGAGAAGAUUAAAUUAAAAAAGACUUGACAAUUUGGUUUGGUGUCAAUA
Molecule: messenger RNA, 1922 nt
Organism: Eruca vesicaria subsp. sativa (arugula)
Lineage: Eukaryota; Viridiplantae; Streptophyta; Magnoliopsida; Brassicales; Brassicaceae
Source: the annotation of a GenBank genome assembly